UUUGGUGCUUCAGUUAGCUGAGUUGAAGAGCCUUGCUAGCAUAUGUGGGUAGAGUUUUUCUCCAAACUAUGGUUCAUACUGACAUCCUUUUGACCUUUUAACAACGCCACAGCUCAUUUUAGCUCUGUGGCUAAGCUCUGCGUUCAUUCAGCUAGAGAUCCACAUGAGCUUGGAGCAUCCUGCUAGCCAAGAAAGAUUAGCAAUAUAUUCCGUGCAGAAGGAAGGUGAACACCAGGGUCAUCAACCAUGCCAGGUGGAAUUACAGAGAGUGGGGAACCCUACUCUCCAUUUGUGGGGCUGGUCUAUAUGUUCAAUCUGAUUGUAGGGACCGGAGCUCUGACGAUGCCCAAAGCCUUCGCCUCAGCAGGUUGGGUGGUUAGCAUAUCACUCAUCUCCUUUUUAGGAUUUAUGAGCUACAUGACCACCACCUUUGUGAUCGAGGCGAUGGCGUCGACUAACGCUCAGCUGCGCUGGAAGAGGAGAGAGCAGGAGGAGUUUGAUGUACAGCCUGGUAGAGACUUGCUCAUAUAA
Molecule: messenger RNA, 531 nt
Organism: Notothenia coriiceps (black rockcod)
Lineage: Eukaryota; Metazoa; Chordata; Actinopteri; Perciformes; Nototheniidae
Product: transmembrane protein 104-like
Exons: 5
Coding region: 247-531 (94 amino acids)
Source: RefSeq, a predicted model, not a curated record